Fukomys damarensis (Damara mole-rat) is the source of this 1485-nucleotide messenger RNA. It is a transcript of the gene Abhd1, whose product is annotated as abhydrolase domain containing 1. Gene Ontology annotation, biological process: medium-chain fatty acid biosynthetic process; medium-chain fatty acid catabolic process. Lineage: Eukaryota; Metazoa; Chordata; Mammalia; Rodentia; Bathyergidae. The record is from RefSeq and is a predicted model, not a curated record. Bases 251 to 1435 code for a protein of 394 amino acids. The transcript is spliced from 11 exons. Gene Ontology annotation, molecular function: monoacylglycerol lipase activity; acetylesterase activity.
CCUUGGAGCCAGGUGACUGGAUUGAAACCUCUACAAACUAUCUAAGAAAGCUGGACAUGGUGAAAAGCAAGAGGACCAAAGACCAGGAGCUGGAAGCUGCAGGCCGAAGCCCAGACAGAUAGACACCCUUGCUCUUCGCCGUGGUCCCUGAGGCAUUUGCUCCAGUGCUGGGAAGCUGACUGACACCCUAGGAAGGACCAGCUUGGGGAGGCAAGCGUCCCCCAGAAGGAGGUUCAGGGUGAAAGCCUUGAUGGACUCUAAAGAUCCCCAUGUACCAGGCUGCCUGUCCCAACAUGCCGAUCAAAGAGACAGGAAGGAGCCUCGAUCAUCAUGGCAACGUGAAAAACAGAGGCCUCACCUGGUGGCUGGGCCCCAGUUUCUGAGCUUCCUGAAGCAACACUGUCCCAUCACUGUGGAGACUUUCUACCCCACAUUAUGGUGUUUUGAGGGACGGCUGCAAACCAUCUUUCGUGUCUUUGUGCAGUCCCAGCCACUAGUCUCUUACUGGAGUGAAGUCCUCCAAACCCCAGAUGGGGGCCAGUUCCUGCUAGACUGGGCCGAGCAGCCCAACAACAGUCACUACUCUGACCCCACCACUCAGCCCAUUGUGCUGCUGCUUCCUGGCAUUAGUGGCAACAGCCAGGAGACUUACAUCUUGCACCUGGUUGACCAAGCCUUGAGGGAUGGCUACAGGGCUGCUGUAUUUAAUAACCGAGGCUGCCGUGGGGAAGAGCUGCUGACCCACAGGGCUUAUUGUGCCACCUAUACUGAAGAUCUAGAGAUGGCCGUGAACCACAUAAAGCACCGCUACCCUCAAGCUCCACUGCUGGCCGUGGGCAUCUCUUUCGGAGGGAUACUGUUGCUGAACUACCUGGCACAGAGCGGGAAGGCUGCAGGGCUGGUGGCAGGACUGACUCUGUCUGUGUGCUGGGAUUCCUUCGAGACGGCCCGCUCCCUGGAGACCCCCUUGAACUCGCUGCUCUUCAACAAGCGCAUCACUGCUGCGCUCUGCCGGUUUGUGGACAGAAACAGAAAGACGAUUGGGAAGUUGGUGGAUGUAGACUUUGUCCUGCAGGCCCGCACAAUCCGCCAGCUUGAUGCGCGCUACACAUCUGUAGCCUUUGGGUAUCAAGAUUGGGUUGCCUACUACCAAGCAUCAAGCCCCAAACACAAGGUAGAUGCCAUCCAGCUCCCUGUGCUCUGCCUCAAUGCAGCAGAUGACCCCUUCUCCCCAGUCCAUGCCUUUCCCCUACAGGCUGCCCAACACUCUGCCCAUGUUGCUCUGCUCAUCACAGCUCGUGGUGGUCACAUCGGCUUCCUGGAAGGGCUGCUGCCCUGGCAGCACUGUUACAUGAGCCGCCUCUUGCACCAGUAUGCCAGAGCCAUCUUCCAGCACCCAGAGGAGCUGCUCGCCUCUGGGGACAGAAAGAGCUGACAAGUGUACCAUUUGGGGUCUCAGCUCAGUUUUCCCUUGUUUAUUAAAUA